Molecule: messenger RNA, 1809 nt
Organism: Seriola dumerili (greater amberjack)
Lineage: Eukaryota; Metazoa; Chordata; Actinopteri; Carangiformes; Carangidae
Product: pancreatic secretory granule membrane major glycoprotein GP2-like
Exons: 12
Coding region: 1-1809 (602 amino acids)
Source: RefSeq, a predicted model, not a curated record
AUGCUCUACCUGCUGCUCUACCUGACGACAGUCUUUCAUUUUAGUACCUGUAGCUCCAUGGAGCUUUGUCAGGGAGACAACCAGUGCAUCAUAUGCACUGCAACUGGGCCCACUGUCAUCGACGUCCACGGCCAGGUUAACUCUGUGCAGGAUCGGUGUGGGUACACUCUAAUGAAGACCACAUCAAUCCCAGAUUUCCAAGUGCACGCAACCUUCCAGGAACGACGGCGUAAAGAUGUCAGUUUUUUGGACCGUGUGAUCCUGCAACUGGACAAGCCAGCUGUUCAGAUUAAUCUGGAACAAGGUGGGAGAGUCCAGCUGGGCGACUUAAUGAUGACGCUCAAUGACACAGCUCAGCUGGUUCAUGGUGUGGAGCUCUCUAAGGACCAGACCGGAGUGACCGCCAAGAUGUCGCAUUUAAACACCACGAUGACCGUCUUCUUCAAUGGCUACACUGUACAGAUACACAUUAAAGGACCAAGUGGACAAGUCCCAUCUGUGCAUGGUUUAUGUGGCAACUCCAGCCAGCCUUUGAAUGAAGUGAGGCUCUCUGAAUACAGUGCCUCAGGCUGUGAGACGCAGUACGAGGACACUGCUAACAGUACGAUCAACUGCAACAACAUGACUGAACGCUGUAAUCUCCUGAAGGAGGCGUUUUUCACCGCCUGCCACACCCACAUCGACCCACAACCCUACGCUACUGCCUGCGCCAACAUUUUGUGCAAAUAUCCUGCGGUGGACGGUCUUAACUGUCAGUUUCUGGAGGCUUAUGCCAGAGCCUGCAGCCUGUACAGCAAGGACACAAUGGAGGGCUGGAGGUCGAAGGCCAGCUGCUGUAAGACUGCCUACUGUCAGGACUGGUUCUGCAGCGCUCAUGAGUUCUGUGGCGAGAACAGCAUCAGUGGUGGAACCCGCUGUCACUGUCGGGCCAUCUUUGCCUCCACAUAUAGAUCUCAAAACACUUUAGGUGACGGUGUGGUCUGCAAUAAGUCCUCUCUGUCAGUCACUCUGGUUGGUUGUCUCCUUCAAGACAAAGGCAUUCACUACUCUGACUUACACCUGUACGACAACACCUGCAGAGGUCAAAUGGACAACGUAACCCACAUGGUGACCUUAGGCUUCGACACCAAAACCAACCCCUGUGGGAUGAUGAUCAGGAUGAACAACAAAAGCCAGAUUAUCAACAAGAAUGGCGUCAUCCUGGAGACCACCAAAGAGCAGCUGGCGGAUUUCACCUGUCCCUUUAUCAUGCCAGAUAUAAACAUCGAUUUCUCAGUGGGCAUCAAAAUCAUAGGAGGCACCAGCAAUGGUUCGUACGAGUACGUGAUAACUGGAGUGUGGAACUACACUCUGACCAUGAAGGCGUACACCGACCCGGGCCGGACACAGACUGUGACCUCGAACACCGAGCUCCAACUGAACCAGAAGGUCUGGUACGAGCUGAAGACGGGCGGCCUGGAUGAUAAAGAGGUCGCUCUGGUGACGCACUCCUGCUUCGCCACCGACGACCCAUCAGGAAACUCGAGUCUGAGAUACGACCUCAUCAUCAAUGGCUGUGCGAACCCUGCUGACAAAACGGUGAACGUGCAGAGCAAUGGAGAGGGAACGUACAACUACUUCUCCUUCAACAUGUUCCAGUUCAGCGGGAAGCAAGGAAACGUUUACCUGCACUGCAAACUGAACCUGUGUGUCAAACAGAACAAGACCUGCGCCCCGAGCUGCAGCCCGAAUGAUAGAACACGCAGAUCUGCCACAUCUGAACGUGGAGAUGAAAACUCAGCCAUCAUCAUCAUGGCCUGGAGCACUUAG